AUGUCGAUGUUCGCUAGACAGACUUUUGGGAUGCUGCGUGCGGCACCAGCGCGAAGCACCUUCCUCGCGGGCCCCCAUGCCACACGAUACGCCGCGCCCACCUUCCAAUCUCUCACCAGCCUCCGCGCGCUCUCCACCGAAGCCCGCUCGAAGAUCGACAGCGCCGUAAAGUCGAACCCCUUGGUCGUGUUCAUGAAGGGUACACCCGAACAGCCCAUGUGCGGCUUCUCCCGUGCCGUCAUCCAGGUCAUGCAGGUCCAAGGCGUCAAAUCCGACAAGCUCAAAACCUUCAACUGCCUCGAAGACCAGGAGCUUAGGGAGGGCAUCAAGGUCUAUUCCGACUGGCCCACCAUUCCGCAGGUCUAUGUCGACGGCGAGUUCGUCGGUGGUUGCGACAUUGUUAUCAACAUGCACCAAUCGGGCGAGUUGGAAGAGCUCCUUCUCAAACACGAUCUGCUUUUGCCGCUCGAGGAGACCAAGAAUGCUGCGUAA
Molecule: messenger RNA, 492 nt
Organism: Kalmanozyma brasiliensis GHG001
Lineage: Eukaryota; Fungi; Basidiomycota; Ustilaginomycetes; Ustilaginales
Product: Glutaredoxin
Exons: 3
Coding region: 1-492 (163 amino acids)
Source: RefSeq, a predicted model, not a curated record